This is a messenger RNA of Uloborus diversus, 929 nucleotides long. RefSeq names its product delta and Notch-like epidermal growth factor-related receptor. The coding region runs from base 134 to 517 and encodes 127 amino acids. Lineage: Eukaryota; Metazoa; Arthropoda; Arachnida; Araneae; Uloboridae. The transcript is spliced from 6 exons. The record is from RefSeq and is a predicted model, not a curated record. Gene Ontology annotation, biological process: motor neuron axon guidance.
UUCUACGACAGGAUUUGCUAAAUGCACAUGCAAAGACGGAUGGACAGGCACAAAAUGUCAAUUCGAUCCAUGUAAGGCAAGUAACUGUAGCGGGCAUGGUGCGUGUCAAUGGGAUUAUGAUCACAAAGAACCAAUGUGUGUUUGUUUGGAAGGGUGGAAGGGUGUUGACUGCAACAUUCAUCCAUGUCAAAGCAAGAACUGCAGUGGCCAUGGCAGUUGCCACUGGGAUUCCUUCUACAAUGAACCGAUCUGCUCGUGCAUUGAUGGGUGGACAGGGGAUCAUUGUGAUGUUCAUCCUUGUUAUGGUAAAAAUUGUAACAGGAAUGGAGUCUGUGUGUGGGAUUCAGUUCGACGCAUUCCUCGAUGUUUGUGUGACGACGGUUGGUCAGGAUCUAAUUGUGAAAGUAGUGGUAUGAUGCAAUCAAAUCAGCCCCUGUGGAUAAUAAUAGCUGUUAUAUUGUUUGCGGCAGUCCUGCUCAUCGCUUCUUUAAUAAUUAUCCUUCGCCGUAAAAAAUAGUUGAAGUAAAAACUCUUCCCAAGAGUCAUCAAGAAAUUUUACGGAAAAAUACGAAAAAGUUUUCAAAGAAUGUUCUUCGGAAGAUGGACAGCGAAAAGUUUUGCAUGAUCAUUCUCUACAGAAACGCAUAAGAAGCAUACGUUUUACAAACAUACAAGCAUUGAUGCUUUUCAUAAACUUUCAAACCAUCUUUUGGUUAACAUCUAACAUAACUAAAAGGCAUUUAUACUUGGCUUGGUCACUCAUUGAAUGUCAGUUUCAUGAAAUUUAGUUGUGCACUCAUACAUAAUGUUUGUAUGGCUAAAUUAUUUUAGCAUUUAUCAAAGACUUGCCAAAAUUAUUGCAUUUGUAAAAUAUUUAAAUGCUGUGUUUAUCGCCAACGUUUUUCGAUGUUUUUCAAUAAAAUUUAUUA